AUGACGGAUAAUUCAGCGGAAUGGUGGACUCAAUGGAGCCCUGAUAACGUUACGAUCAGCGACGAUACGGUGCCGGACUCGUGGAAAGUGUGUACGAUCCAGGGCGUGUUCUUUGCGUCAAAUGAAUAUAAUGGCUCGUUGGGAGCCCGAAUAUCCUCUAUCUUCGUGAUUUUUGGUGUCGCGACAUUUUGCACGCUGUUUCCAGUGCUCGCUGCGCGCGUGAAAUGGCUUCGGAUUCCAAGGGUAGUUUACCUUUUUGCACGCUAUUUUGGUACGGGUGUUAUCGUCGCGACGGCGUUUAUACACUUGCUGGAUCCAGCCUAUAGCGAGAUUGGCGGGAAUGCAUGUGUGGGCCAAGUGGGCCACUGGGCAGACUAUUCGUGGUGCCCUGCGAUUGUGCUGCUUACGGUAUUUGUGAUUUUUCUGGUAGACCUCUUCAGCGACGUGUACGUAACGCGUACGUUCGGCAUUCGUCACAACCACGGCGAUGAGAUUGAGAAAGCGAUCGUGAAGAAUUCACCUUCGGUAGGAGAAAAUGACGACCCAGAGAGCUUGGUACGGCAAAGCACUGCUUCGGAGGUGCUAGCGGGCGAUAGAGCGCUCGCCACGACAGCGUUCGACAGCUCCGAGAAACGAAAAUCCUUUGAGAUGUAUUCUGAAACGAGUUCAGAAAUUGCUACGCAGUCUUUCGAGAGCCAAAUAGCAGCUUUCAUGAUACUGGAAUUCGGUGUUGUAUUUCACUCAGUAAUGAUUGGACUGAAUCUGGGCACCACGGGCGAAGACUUUUCAUCGCUGUAUGUGGUGCUUGUCUUCCAUCAAUCAUUCGAGGGUCUAGGUAUUGGCGCUCGGCUUUCGUCCAUACGUUUCCCAAGAGGUAAAGAGUGGUGGCCAUAUGGAUUUUGCAUCGCCUACGGACUCUCCACACCGAUCUGCGUGGCGAUUGGGCUCGGGGUAAGAAAUUCUUACACAGGAAACUCGUUCACCGUCAAUAUAGUGUCUGGUGUGUUGGACGCGAUAUCAGCAGGCAUAUUGAUAUACACAGGUUUGGUUGAGCUCUUGGCGCGUGAUUUCAUUUUCGACGAGAACAGAACGAAUGACAUACCCAGGCUGCUCUUCAUGGUUAGCUGCACUUUACUAGGUGCCGGUCUCAUGGCUUUAUUGGGAAAAUGGGCUUGA
Molecule: messenger RNA, 1176 nt
Organism: Lachancea dasiensis
Lineage: Eukaryota; Fungi; Ascomycota; Saccharomycetes; Saccharomycetales; Saccharomycetaceae
Source: the annotation of a GenBank genome assembly